Molecule: messenger RNA, 1000 nt
Organism: Coffea arabica (coffee)
Lineage: Eukaryota; Viridiplantae; Streptophyta; Magnoliopsida; Gentianales; Rubiaceae
Source: RefSeq, a predicted model, not a curated record
GGAAAAAGUGUAAAACGGAAGUCCCAGAACCAUCUCUUUCUCUUGGUCUUGCUUACCUUUUCUUUUUCCGUCUCCUCAAUAAAUAAUCAGCAACUGCCUUUUCUCUGUCUUCCUGCUCUUUCUGUCUCUCUCUCUCUCUCUCUCUCCUCGUCGAGCGAUCCAUGUCAAUCGGGAACAUGAAUAAGAGAGUUGGUUUCAGCCCUGAUGUCAACGAUAAGCAACCGGUAAUCAGGAAGCAGUACUCUAACAAAGAACGCUCUGGAUACGGCAGUAUUAAAGUUAGCGGGGGGAGCAAGGAGAGAGUCCAUGCUGCUACUCAGGGGACCUGGACUAGUUUCAGAGUUCCCGAAAGCUCUUCGUCAUCAGGAUUCUCAGCCGUGAGAUUUGCAAAGCGCGUUGGAGCCAACGUUGCCCAGGCUCUUCGUUUCAUCUCCUGCCGGAAGAAGUGUUCGUGCAAAGUGUCUUCGGCGGCUAGUUUAACUUUAGCAAGAUCACGGUCCUAUGCAGAGACACUUGAUGAUUCUCAGCGGGCUGAAGCUAUUGAGGACUGCAUUGAGUUCUUGAAUUCAUCAUCCUCCUUGCAAAGAUCCAAUUCAGUUGCAAGCUCUUGCUAAAUACUUUUGUCUGCUUUAAUUGCGCGCGCUCUAGUAUUGUGGAUGAAACUGAUUUGUUUGAAUGAGUAGGAAAGCUGCCCGUUUUACCAGUUACCACCUGAAAAGGGUUAAUGUAUAGAAAAACCAGGACAUAGUCAUAGAAAGAUCAUCCUCACAUCGACUAGUGCCAAUUCCAGUGUUCUUGUUGUAAACAGAUUUUCCAGCUAGAAAUGGCUCAGAUGAUGGUUCGUUUGCGCACAGGCCACAGGUAACGAGCUAGAGCCUAGAGGUAGGAGGUAGGAGGUAGGAGAUAUAUUUGUCAGAUACAUACGUGCAUUUACUGAAAACCAUGAUUGUCAUCAGGCGAACUUUCCUCUGCUUUUGUCUUAUAAAUUCUUCGUCUUUGA